Molecule: messenger RNA, 2889 nt
Organism: Ostrinia nubilalis (European corn borer)
Lineage: Eukaryota; Metazoa; Arthropoda; Insecta; Lepidoptera; Crambidae
Product: E3 ubiquitin-protein ligase RNF185-like
Exons: 5
Coding region: 130-690 (186 amino acids)
Biological process (GO): ubiquitin-dependent protein catabolic process
Cellular component (GO): endoplasmic reticulum
Molecular function (GO): metal ion binding; ubiquitin protein ligase activity; ubiquitin-like protein conjugating enzyme binding
Source: RefSeq, a predicted model, not a curated record
GAUCUUCUUUGUCUAUGUAAAAAAAAUGACAGAUCAUCAAACCACGGGAUUGGGGAUGUGAUUAUUUAUUUUGUUGAAUUUCUGUGAUAACAGGCUGGAUAUUCUUGCAAAUUUUUAAGUAACAGAGUGAUGGCUGAGACGAGCGAGGCACAGGCGAGUGCGUCGGCGUCGGCCCCAGGGGGCGACGCCGGAGGAGAGGACGACAAACAUGACGAGCGAAUGCUUGAGUGUAACAUCUGCUUGGAUACAGCUAGAGACGCUGUGGUCAGCAUGUGUGGACACUUAUUUUGCUGGCCGUGCCUGCACCAGUGGCUGGAGACGCGGCCCAGCCGCCAGGUGUGCCCCGUGUGCAAGGCCGCCAUCAGCCGCGACAAGGUCAUCCCGCUCUACGGCCGCGGGAACACCAAGCAGGAGGACCCCAGGAAUAAGGUGCCUCCUCGGCCCGCGGGGCAACGCACGGAGCCCGAGAACAACAGCGGCUUCCCGGGCUUCGGCUUCGGCGACGGCUUCCACAUGUCCUUCGGCAUCGGCGCCUUCCCCUUCGGCGUCUUCACGUCUACCUUCAACUUCGGCGACCCGCGGCCUAGUGCAGCACCGCGCGGCACGGCGCAGUACGAGGAGGAGCAGUUCCUGUCGAAGAUAUUCCUGUGGGUGGCCAUCGUGUUCGUGCUGUGGCUGGUGUUCGCAUGACCGCCCGCCGUCGACGUGGCGGCCGAGUGAUACUGACCCGAGCGGCCAUUCGCUCACUUUAAUGCCUACAAGGACAUCAGUAUCUGAUGACACACUCUAUGAAACAAUGUUGAUCGGACAGUGCAUUAGUGCCAACCUUUUCAGUCUUGAGGAUUUGUAAAAGUUAUGGUGUUGAAGACCCUUUCAAAUUAGAAUCCCUUUAAUCUUUAGUAUGCCAGUAAAUACGUUGUAAAUAGAAUGAACGUUUAAGUCCACUUGGGCGCUAAUGAAGAAAGCCAUUAGAUACUGUAUGUAUUUAGUUGCCUCUGGCUCGGUCGUUUACUGUGAGAGCGAAGGCGUACUGCUUUCGCGACUUGUUACUAAUUAAUUCUCAGAUUAGAUUAUGCUUGCAUAGUGGCAUACGAAAGAUUAAAAAGUUGUACAAUUUAUAAACAUAAAAUAUACAUAUUAUAAGUGUAACUAACAGGACUUAUAACCUUGGUAGGCAUUAAUUUAAAUGGAUAUUUGCUGUAUAAUGUACCUUUAACUGGCUACGUCUGCUUAGUCAAAUUAGGAGCCGCUGCGGCCACGUGUUUUACUGAUGAAGUUGUAACGAUUCCCCAGAAUAGGUUAAAUUACUCAAACAGGUUUCCUAUUUGAGUAAUUUGUUAUAGAAACAAAUAAUGAACUUAGUUAUUCGAUUUUUAACGGUCACGCACUGUAUAAAAGAUUAGUCACUAAGUCAUAUUUGUAGAUUGUUGCCUAAACCUGUACACAAUAUAUAUUUUAAUAUAAAACAGAUCAAGUGGGAACGAAGUGUAUAAUAUUAAAUAAAUCAUUUAUCAAAAUUUACCUAAUAUGAAUUUGCAAUGAUGAGGAGUCAAGUGUAAAUCUAUUAAGUCUCACCGUACGAGUGCUUCUCAUGUCAGCAGCAUUGAAUAUAUUUAUCAGCGGUAGCUUUGCACGUAAACGCGAGCCUACUUUUGCGUAAAAUACAUUAUUUCCUAAAUCAUAGUUGAAAAUUUCUUAAAUCUAAGGCAGCUCUUACAGUCAACCUAAUUGUGGUGAUGUAUGAAGUUACACUCGGCAAAUGUCUUAUAAUAUCAAAUAGAUUUUUUGCUAAGUGACCUAUGACUCAUAGGUGACCUAGCGAAUUAAUCUCACAGGUUAUGAGAUUGACUGUAGAGCGGCAAAAUAUACACGUUGAAUUGCUAAUGUUAGAAUGUAUAAUCUAUAGUUAUAUAAAGCUCGUUUUGUUAUAAGGUUUGAAAAGUCGUAAUAUGACUUUGGAUGGAAUAUUGAUGGAUAAAAAGGUAUGAACAUGCAUUUACCUUGAAACGGUUCACAAGUGACUAGUCCUUUGCUGGUUUUCGCGGUAUCUUUACUAUCUACUUGAAGCUUAUUUGAAUUCAAAAAUAGUUUUAAUAUCCUAAUUUUUUAAUGAUUAGUAAAUGAAACAGGCAGGUAUCGCAAAAGUCUACUCUCUCUUUUCAUUUACUAAGCAACAAUUAAGAAAUUCUAUUUCAUGCAUUAGGGAACCCAUAUUCCAAUCCCGGAAAUCAUUCGGGCCUAAAAUGUCUGCAAAUAGUGAAGGGCUAUUCCAAUUUCACCUCGCAGCCGCCCCGGUUAAUGCUGACUGCUAUCUAUAAUCCCCAUCACGAAAUUAUACACAUCGAUCUUUAUUUACAUUUGAAGGAUGUUGGAUUUGCAAGAGUUUAACUAUUUGUAACUAAAUAUUGAUAUAAUGGUGAUGGAAGACUUCAUGGCGAGGGAUAAAGGGACUUUUGAUACUCGAUUCUGGUAUAAUGGCUUGAACGUUUUGUUGAAUAAGGCAACGCUCUGGAAAAGCUCUUUCUAUCGGUCACUUCUACAGCCCACAAAUAAAAGGAAGGACACUUUGAUAUUUAGAGAAACAGAAUUGUUGUGCAAGUGAGCAUGAUACUCGAUGUGUAUAAUUUCAAUGGCGUUUCCUUCUUUCUAAGUUCGGCGGUGUUUAGAGCGGUUGACAGGUGUGCUACUAUUGUAUAAUGUUAUAGCUAUUCCAAAUGAAUUGGCGUAUGGAAACUCAUAAGAACAUACUAUAAAUUGGUAGAUAAGUUUUAUGUUAAUAUUUCUGUAAAAAUAAGUGUAUAUAUUUGAAUAAUUUCAAGAAGGAUAUGUUGUGAUGGGAUGGAAAGUUGUUUUAAAUUAUAAAAAUAAAUAUAUAUUAAUGCUACAAAA